Caenorhabditis briggsae is the source of this 1092-nucleotide messenger RNA. It is a transcript of the gene Cbr-let-381, whose product is annotated as Protein CBR-LET-381. Gene Ontology annotation, biological process: regulation of transcription by RNA polymerase II; animal organ morphogenesis. Gene Ontology annotation, cellular component: nucleus. The transcript has 7 exons. The coding region runs from base 1 to 1092 and encodes 363 amino acids. Lineage: Eukaryota; Metazoa; Nematoda; Chromadorea; Rhabditida; Rhabditidae. The record is from RefSeq and is a predicted model, not a curated record. Gene Ontology annotation, molecular function: DNA-binding transcription factor activity, RNA polymerase II-specific; RNA polymerase II cis-regulatory region sequence-specific DNA binding.
AUGAAUGGUUCUCCAUUGUACUCACUUGCUGAUGCUCUUGGACCUUUGAAGCUGAGCAAUGAUUCUUCAACUAAAAUGGCUACAAACGUCAAAAAUGAGCCGUACUGCGAAGAGGAUGAUGAGGAGAAUAUGCAUGAUGACUACGAAGAUAUGAAGGAUGAUAGUGAUGAUUCUGGAUCUAGAUCAAAGAAAAGAAAGGAGAAGCCUCCUUACUCUUACAUUGCUCUGAUUGCUAUGGCCAUUUCUAAGCGGCCAGAUAAGAAAGCUACAUUGGCUGAGAUUUAUGAAUAUCUGAAAGAGAACUUUGAAUUCUUCCGAGGGGAAUAUGCUGGAUGGAGGAACUCGAUUCGUCAUAACUUGAGCUUGAAUGAGUGCUUUGUUAAGCUUCCGAAGGAUACUGGAGAGAGUUAUCGGGGAAGAAAGGGUCACAAGUGGACCAUCAGUGAUUCUUGUGAAUUCAUGUUGGAAGAGAAUGGAUUCCGCCGUCGUCCACGUGGAUACAAGGCUCGGAAGAGAACUCAUUAUCCAGCUUCUGAAGGAGGAAACGAGUUGUCGAUUGGAGGAGCGGUCUAUGACUAUCCUUGCUCAACAUCUGAAUUCACCGAUUCGAAUCGAUCUUCGUUGAAUAGUGAAAUCAAGAAUGGUUUGAUUGGAGACGACUGUGGAUCUUCCAUUUCUGAUCAUUUAGUGUCCUCGACUACUUCAAUUCCUCUGCCUCCCCUGACUGGACCAGAUCAUUCUCCAGUCUAUCCAACUGCCGCUGCCUAUUUCGGAUAUGGAUCGCCGGAUUUCCCAAUGCAAUGGGCCUCGCCAGCGUAUGACUGGCCUUACUAUGCCAGUCCUCAAAUUGGAUUGUGCUCUUCUGAAUUCAAUGGAAUCAGUCCAUCACCAACAAUCACCCCUCAAAUAACUCCACAAGUGUCCCCAUACUUCUAUCCACCAGUCAUCAACUCUUCCAACUUCAUGGACGACUGGCGCUUCGGAGUUUCUUCGACUGCCAUGACUUCGGGAUCCUAUGCGAGUCCCUCUUUUCUAUCCAACGAGCCACCUGCCAUCGAUGUAGGCACGAAGCAUGAAACUGGUGACCUCUGA